AUGUUAUAUGUAUUAAAAGAAUCAUUAUUAUAAUCUUAAUAAAGAAAUUUAAUAUGGAUAUAAAAAUCUUACCCUGGUGCAUUAACAUCAUUAAUAGGAGCUUAUGGUUCUAAUUAAUACUGUUUACAAUUUAAAACUGAGGAAAUAAAUUAUUAAAAAUUCAUGGAAAAUGAGUAAUUAAGAUAGGAUUAUCUUAGUAAUUUCAAGACUCAAAUAUCAAAAAUAUUUAAUAUUAAUAUUGAUAAAGUAAAUAUUUUAGGGUUUAGAGAAGGUAGUUUGAUAAUUGAUUUUAAUAUUUUCGAAGAUAUAAAUGAAAUAUUUUCUCCUGAAAAUAAUGAUAAAUUAUAAUUUUUUUAAUAGAUAUGCAAAGGUAAAAUUGAAUACUAUAAUUAUUAUAUGGAUGCUUAUAAAAAAUAACGGCAUAAUCAAAAUAUAAUUGGAUUAUCUAUUGAUGAUUUUAAUCCUAAAUUUAAUAUGAAUUGGAAAAUGGUUGGAUAUUAUGAUAAUCGUGGACCUUAAUCUAAAAAAUACAUUUAUUAUUUUCCUAAGAAUUGCUAUGGCUUUGGGUUAAAUAUAAAUAAAUAUUCAGAUGACUAAGAUUGGAUAAAAAUGGAUGGAAAUCCAAAUGAAUGGAGAAUUUUAUUUCAUGGAACCAAUUAGUAAAAUAUAGCUUCAAUAAUCUAAAAUAAUUUAUAAAGAGGAUCUGGAUAGAAAUACAAGAAAAAAGUUGGGGAAGGGAUUUAUUUUUCAAAUAAAAUAAGUGUUUGUAGGGAUUAUGCUAAUUAAGUAAAAGUGGGAGAAAAUUAUUUUAGAGUUUAUUUUAUGACUAGAUGCAAUCCAGAGGUAAUUAAAUAAGUACCAAAAUGUUUAUUAGAACGAGUAGUUUAAGGAGAAUAUUUUGUUGUCAAUAAGACAUAAGAUGUGAGACCUUAUAGAAUUUUACUAGAAAAAGAAUGA
This is a messenger RNA of Paramecium sonneborni, 957 nucleotides long. The record is from the annotation of a GenBank genome assembly. NCBI's taxonomy places the organism in Eukaryota, Ciliophora, Oligohymenophorea, Peniculida, Parameciidae.